Molecule: messenger RNA, 1265 nt
Organism: Sesamum indicum (sesame)
Lineage: Eukaryota; Viridiplantae; Streptophyta; Magnoliopsida; Lamiales; Pedaliaceae
Source: RefSeq, a predicted model, not a curated record
AAAAAUUCAAUCCUUUAUAGCAUAACAUACACAUACAGUCAUCUCUGUCGUUGCACAAACAAAUAAAUAAGAGAGAGCAAUAAUGUGGUAAUGAUAUAAACUAGAGAAACAAAAAGGCAAGAAAGCAACAACAUUGAUAUAAUCUUGGUAGCAAGGUGUGGAGUAAUGGGCAGCAGAAAGCUUAUCCAACCAUCAAUCCCAGCUUCCCACGUGCUCCCUCCCAAUCCCACCACCGUUAAGAUGAUGAAACUUCAACCGGCCAAUCACAGCAAUCCCAUUAGAUUUGGAUUUUGGUCGCAUUCUUGUGUGAGAGCUGCAGAAAAGAGCUGUGAGUUAUUAGGUGGUGGUGCUGCUGCUGCUGAGGAGGAGGUGAUAACAGUAGAAGGUUAUAGAACUGCAGCCCAAAUCAAAGAAACUCUUUUUGCUGCGCUACAGGGCAUUAACAGAGGCAUAUUUGGAGUCCCAUCAGCAAAGAAAGCUGAAAUUGAAGAAUUGGUUGAGCUUCUGGAGUCCCAAAAUCCCACUCCUAAACCAACACAGUGUUUGGAGAAGGUAGCUGGAUCUUGGAAGCUCAUCUAUAGCACCAUUACUAUUCUGGGCUCUAAAAGAACUAAGCUGGGAUUGAGAGAUUUUAUCACCUUGGGAGAUUUUUUCCAGUCAAUUAAUGUUGCUGAGGGUAAAGCAGUUAACAUGAUCAAGUUCAGUGCCAAAGGUCUGAAUCUGCUGAGUGGACAGUUAACAAUCGAUGCUUCGUUCAAGAUUGCCUCAGAAUCACGAGUUGACAUCAGCUACAACAAGUCAGUGAUCACUCCAGAACAGUUGAUGAACGUUUUCCGCAAAAACUAUGACCUUCUUCUUGGCAUCUUCAAUCCUGAUGGCUGGCUUGAGAUCACGUAACUACAUUCAUCUUGUACGUAGACGAUUCCUUGAGAAUCGGCAGAGAUGACAAAGGAAAUAUGUUCAUCUUAGAGAGACUAGAGGAUGAUAAGCCCUGAAAGAUUUUGGUGACUCCCAAUGAAUUUGGUCUGAAUUAUUUGUUGUGGUUAGCCAAUUUUACAAGCAUCCCAUUUGAAUGUAGAACCAUAAUAAUGCAUUUUGUUACAGCUAUGUUGAGUGGAAAGCAAGAGCUGAAGCUUCUUUUUAUGAGUAAAGCAUUCUUAUGUUGUGCUAUCAAAAGGAACUUUGAUACACAAUUUGUAAGAACUUCUGCUUUACAUGAUGAACUCAAAGCAACAUGAUUAAUAAUUGAAUCAUUCGUAUCCAAU